AUGACACAGCUCUCCCUCCUCGGCACUCUGCUGCUCCUGGCGUCGUCGGCCGCGGGCCAGACGACCCGCACGACGAGCACGACCCGCACAACCCGCGUCACGACCAGCACCAUCAAGUGGCAGGCCUCCGGCGGCGUCUCGUGCCCUCACCCGGCUGUCAACACAGUCUGGCCGACGCCGACGGGCAGCACCUCAUACCCGACAGCGUCGGUCAUCCCGGCCGGCGCCGUCUUCGACGGCCGCAUGGCCCUCUUCGACCGCAAGGGCAGCCCCGGCGACUGCAGCGGCCAGAAGGAGCAGGACGAGGCCGCCGCCGUCUUCAUCCUCGAGCCAGGCGCCACGCUGCGCAACGCCAUCAUCGGCCCCGCACAGGCCGAGGGCGUCCACUGCCGCGGGCCUUGCACCAUUGAGAACGUCUGGUGGGACGACGUCUGCGAGGACGCCGCCACCUUCAAGGGCGCCGGCCCGCGUUACGUCCGCGGCGGCGGCGCCCGCGAGGCCAGCGACAAGGUCUUCCAGCACAACGGCGAGGGCUGGCUUCACAUUGACGGCUUCUACGCCAACAAGUACGGCAAGUUCUACCGCUCCUGCGGUAACUGCAGCCAGCAGUUUCAGCGCCACGUCAACAUUACCAACUUUGUUGGCAUCCAAGGCACAGUUGUGGGCGUCAACCAAAAUUAUGGAGACACCGCCGAGCUGUCGAACUACUGCCUGGCCAAGGUUGGCGUCGUCUGCACCCGCUACAACGGAUGUGUCAAACCCUGUGAGGCGGGAGAGGUUGGCGAGGGCGAGCUCGAGCCUUUCUGCAAAAUCAAUGGCGAUGACUGGAGCUAA
Messenger RNA from Verticillium nonalfalfae, 834 nucleotides. RefSeq lists its product as uncharacterized. Gene Ontology annotation, cellular component: extracellular region. Gene Ontology annotation, biological process: pectin catabolic process. Lineage: Eukaryota; Fungi; Ascomycota; Sordariomycetes; Glomerellales; Plectosphaerellaceae. Gene Ontology annotation, molecular function: pectate lyase activity. The record is from RefSeq and is a predicted model, not a curated record. The coding region runs from base 1 to 834 and encodes 277 amino acids. The transcript has 3 exons.